Gymnodraco acuticeps is the source of this 2564-nucleotide messenger RNA. It is a transcript of the gene faima, whose product is annotated as Fas apoptotic inhibitory molecule a. NCBI's taxonomy places the organism in Eukaryota, Metazoa, Chordata, Actinopteri, Perciformes, Bathydraconidae. The record is from RefSeq and is a predicted model, not a curated record. Bases 157 to 699 code for a protein of 180 amino acids. The transcript is spliced from 5 exons. Gene Ontology annotation, biological process: negative regulation of extrinsic apoptotic signaling pathway via death domain receptors; canonical NF-kappaB signal transduction; positive regulation of neurogenesis.
CAGCAUAUAGUCACAUCUCAUCUGUUGACUCUGUGCUGUAGCUAACCAACUAGCGUUAGCUGUGAGUAAGCUGCGCUAAAGUAGCCUGUGGAUAAUUGUUUACCUACUGAGCCAGACCGCUUACUUUGGGAGCAUUCAGAAGAAGAAGAAGGAACAAUGUCGAAUGAUCUUGCCGGUGUGUGGGAGGUGGCACUGAGUGAUGGAGUCCACAGGAUAGAGUUUGAACACGGCACGACCACCGGGAAGAGGGUCAUCUUGGUAGAUGGAAAGGAGUUACUGAGACGGGACUGGAUGUUCAAACUUGUGGGGAAGGAGACAUUCAAUGUGGGCAAGUCGGACACCAAAGCCACCAUAAACAUUGAUGCCGUCAGCGGGUUUGCCUAUGAGUACACAUUGGAGAUCAACGGGAAGAGCCUGAAGAAGUACAUGGAGAACAGGUCAAAGGUCACCAGCACCUGGGUUCUUAACUUGGACGGUACUGACAGCAGGGUGGUGCUGGAGAAAGACACCAUGGAUGUUUGGUGUAAUGGACAAAACAUUGAGACUGCAGGGGAGUUUGUGGAGGACGGCACAGAGACACAUUUCACGCUGGGGGACCACAACUGCUGCGUGAAGGCUGUGAGCAGCGGGAAGAGGCGAGACGGCAUCAUCCACACGCUGCUGGUGGACGGCACGGAGAUAGCCGAGUGCACCGAGUGACUGUGUGAAUGUGUGUGAACACUUGUAUGAAAGCAGAGACUCUUUGAAUCUGUGAAACAGACAGAGGGUGAAGAGGAGGAGUCCUUGAAGGGACAAUAAUACACACUCCUAUGGCUUGAUGGCCGUGCUUUGGAGCGUAAUUUAGCCAUAUAUUGGUACUGUAAGGGUUGUUCUGUAAGUAAAGGGAUAGUUUGGAUGUGUUAAAGUGGAGUUUUAUAAGGAAUCCAUAGUCAGUCAAAACUAGCCAAAGUCUCACAAUAAGCGAUCCUACUAGCGAUUGACCAGCAACUCCUUUGUUCUGGGAGGUUACAUUUACUGUUUUUGUCCAUGAACACAUUUUUUUUAAUUGUUGUGAUAUUGUUCAUUUCCCUCUGUGGGCCGAAUACAUGUGUUCUGAUUGUGGAGUCUGGUAGCUUUGAAGAGAGCAUAGAUACUCCUUCAGUUCUUCUUUGGAGGCAAUGUAAAGUGGUGAAAACAUUCUAAAUACAGUGUUUUGAUCUUUACCUAUUUAGGUUGUCCUUUAUUUUAGGUGUCUAAAAGAUCUAUUGCUGCAGCAGUAGAUACUCCUUUUCCAUUAUUCCUGUCUGUUUCCCAAACUAAGAGCAUGCCAACCUCCAUCUGUAGGUAAUACACUGACUGAAUAGUUACCUUGUGAAACCCCAAUUCAAACUAUUUGAACUUUCUCUUUAAAAGAGUAAUAGGCAAAGAUAGAACCUGCUGUUUUAGAAAUAAGGGUGCAACCAAACGUCCGCACCCAAACAACAAAAACAAUACUGUCUUAAAGAUGUUACUUCACACUGAAAAUCUAUUUUGAGCUGUACUUUAUAUGAAUAGUUCAAUUUCAGCAAUAUGAUGAGCAUUAGAGGCCAGAUGUGCCAUAUAUAUGUAACUCAGCCUAGCUCUGUUGUCUUUCUGUGUGAAACGCUGGAGUCAUUUUGUGAACAACCAACCUAUUCUCCCUCAUCAUGCUCGCUAUAUUGUAUUUUUUCAAUCUUUCGCAUUUGGAGGAUUUAAUAACAGGGUUGAAGAUGAUUCCUUUAUCGUAGCAUCAUUCCAGCGUGCACUGCUCAGGAGUGAUCUGUGUUUGGAUCUAUGUUAAAUGGUCUUUGUAAAACUGGUGGAUGUUACAGGAAUAUGUAUUAGCUUUUAGCAGACUGGUGUAGGUGUGUUAAAAGACCCGAGGGUGCUUUGCCUACUAUGUAACGGCUUCAUAGACAAUCAUGCUAUCAGUCAGAAGAAACAGUUAAAGUAAAUCACUCAUAAGGAGACUUACGUCAUCCUCGAGAGAAGUGUGAAAUCCUGUUGUGCUGUCAAAUGAUGAGUCUCGUUUUGUAUGUUAAAGCCAGAUGGUUACAUAUAAAUAAUGUUUUUUAUAAAAUCCUAGUCACUAGGUUGAGGUUAUAUGUUUCACUUGCACUGGUAAAAUAUAGCUAUUAUUCUCAAACAUGAACCCAUUUGACCAAUCGAUUAAAAUACUUAGCUUAUUAAGGUAUGCCAAGGUCCCUGUGACAACUGAUUAUUGAUGAUGCAGCUGCAGAGAGCUGGGUCAUUCCAGAGUUAGAGGACAUCGAAACUUUUGUUUUAUUAUUCUUUGAAAGUUCAUAGGUAGGAAAGACAAUGUCCUCCAAUUCUGAAAUGUCCCAGAUACUAACUGAGAGUUACAUUUAUUAUGAGUGGAAUUAUUUCCAAAGUAGAUGUUUUCCAACAGAUGAUCUAUUGUGUUAUUAAGAAUAUGAAGGACUUUCCAUUAUGGCUUUCACAUGUCCUGUAUUUAAACUGUAUCUCCACACAUGUAGUGCAUUUUGUUUACUGUUACAUGUACAUGUUUGUAUUUCAUUUCAAUAAAUCCAUUUAGCUGGAUCAGG